Messenger RNA from Halteromyces radiatus, 2834 nucleotides. RefSeq lists its product as uncharacterized. Gene Ontology annotation, cellular component: nucleus. The transcript has 3 exons. The coding region runs from base 126 to 2762 and encodes 878 amino acids. Gene Ontology annotation, molecular function: DNA-binding transcription factor activity, RNA polymerase II-specific; zinc ion binding; RNA polymerase II cis-regulatory region sequence-specific DNA binding. NCBI's taxonomy places the organism in Eukaryota, Fungi, Mucoromycota, Mucoromycetes, Mucorales, Cunninghamellaceae. Gene Ontology annotation, biological process: DNA-templated transcription; positive regulation of transcription from RNA polymerase II promoter by galactose. The record is from RefSeq and is a predicted model, not a curated record.
UUUUCUUUUCUAUCCCAAAUUAUAUAUUUGCUUUUUAUACCCACAACCUUAUACCAAUACUUCAUUCCUUUUUCAUUACCUUCCUUCAUCUACUCAACCUUCUUUACCUCCUUCGUACUGUGACGAUGCAACAGUUUCCAUCGUUAAAGAUUCUAUUAGCGUCGACUUCAAACUAUGAUCAAGAUCAACAAGCGGUUGCAGAAAGACAAAAGGAAAACGGUCUUGGAGUUACUUUUCAGUAUUAUCAGGAACAAGAUUCUAUCAAUGGCAACAAAAACGACAAACAUCUUUUUUAUAACAAAAAACGGCCUAGAACAACUAACGCGUGUGAUCAAUGUAGAAGGAAAAAGAAAGCUUGCUCUGGUGGCGACCCUUGUUCCACAUGCAAUAAAAAGAAGGAAAUAUGUAGUUAUACAAACGGUGUUAAAAAACAUCAUGGUGAUGGACAACAACAACAACAACAACAACAACUGGAAUCUCAAGUACAAAAGAACAACAUUAACAAUACUAAAACUAUGGUGAUGGCCCCAACUACUAACCUUCGACCAACUCUACAGUUUGUUUAUGGCAUACCAGCACCACCUGAACUGAGUUCUAAAACUGAUGCCGAUUUCCCUCACUACUUUAUUCAAGAACCCUGCAUCAAUGACUAUGGUUAUUUUGGAAGAUCGGCCGUCUUUUCCGCGAACUCAAACUUGUCUACUACAUCGUCCUCCAUUCUGAAUGUCACCUGGAUUUCUCCCUCUGAAUCAUUGUGUCACCAAGGUUUACCCUCAUGUGAUCAAGCUAUUUUACUUGAUGUUUAUUACAAUCAUCUUGAUACAUUUUACCCAGUGUUCAGUUUGGAUUAUCUUAAACAACAACUCUAUUCUCCACCAUCACCAUCAUCCACAAGUACUUCCUUGAAUACACUUUUCUUUUGUGCGCUAUUCGUACGAGCAUCCUAUUUAAUUCGAAACAAGACAGCCUCCAACAAUAUCAAAUAUGGUUCCAUCAGUACUUCUCUCAUCAAUUAUGCUCAUAUGGUUCGAGACACUUAUUUGGAUGAUGCAACUCCUACUUGCAGCACAGUGUUGGCAUUAUUGAUGCUAGCUAAUCAUUUGGAAUGUAAUAGACUUCGACAUCAACUACCUAUUGCUUGGAAAUGGGCUGGAGAAGCUUGUACACUGGCUCUGAAUAUGGGAUUAUAUGCAAAUGAACCUCUUACCAUGGAUUCGACUCUCUACCAACUUCGGCUACGUACUUUUUGGAUGGCUUUUAUCACUGAUUAUACUAUUAAGACAAUCCAUGGUCGACCAUAUACGUUUGAUGAAGGGGAUAUUUGCGUAGAUGAGACAAAUCGACGGAGCAAACAUCCUGAACAUAUACAAUGUAACAAGAAUGAAGAUAUUUAUAUUCAACGAUGGCUUAAUCAACUAAAAUCCACCAUUUAUUUUUGCAAGAGUGCUGGACGAAUUAUCAAAUUCAAUUAUUCACCGCAAAGGAAGCUUGAUCAACAUCAUUCGUAUUAUCGGGGUCUUUUAUCCACUAUUGAUCACUUGGUAUGUGAUGCGGCUAAAAAGAAACGAACAAUCCAAAACAACAAUGAUAGUAAUAAGAUGACAGAUGAAAAUCGACAAAAGAUGAAAGGAACAACUCCAGUUGUAGAGGCAGAUUCAUGUCAUGACAAUCGACUCGAUUCUUUGAAAGAUUUUUAUUACUUUGCUAAUCUGAUGUUACUUCACCAACGAUAUAUUGACGAUGAUACAUCGAAACAUGGAACAAGACCAGCGUCUAUGGAAAUAUGUUACUAUGCAGCUACUAGUGCUGUACGACUGGCGGAAAAAGAAAUGCCCGAUGAAUUAGAUUCUCUUAUCACUUGCCCAAUUACGCUGUAUUCAUUGGUUAUGGCGUUACACGUACUUCGGUCACUCUUUGCAAAAGAUCAACAAGAUGUUACUAUGGUUGCUCAAGCGGAAAUUCAAUUUGAAAAAGGGUAUCGUGUACUUCAAUCUUUAUCCAUCUUUCAAGAUAAAAGAUCAAUGUUGCAUGAUACUCUUUGUGAUCUUUGGGAAUUUUACAAGAAACAUCGUAUAUCCAAAGGAGUAGGACAAAAUCGAUCAAAAUUAUUAUUAAAAAAACCGAUUGUGGAUAACUCUUUUGCCAAUGAUAUUCUUCAUCCUUUUAGUGCUUUUUUAUAUGGUAUUAGCACUUUGGAUAUGAUUCAAUUACAACAACAACGACAAUCAUUAUCACCAUUAUCAUCAUCAGCAUCAACACCAGCAUCUUCAUCUUCAGCAUUCGCAUCAUCAUCAUCAUCAUCAUUAUCAUCAUCAGGAUCUGUACCUUCAUCUUCAUCUUCAUCAGUAAUAGCAUCUUCACCAUCCAUUGUUGGUAUAGCAUCAUUGACAGAAUUGGAUCGACAACAACAACAAUAUUCAACACAAUUAUGGAAUCAAAUGUCUCAACAACAACAACAACCGAUGAUUCAUGAUUCAACUUUUACGAAUUCUGAUAUUAUUAGACAAUCUCGAUCUAGUUUAAAACGAGAUGAUGAAUAUCGAUACUUGACAAAGGUUAAUUGUUUUAUUCCUUCAUCUUAUACAGAUAUCACCUCAUCUACAGCGUCUGUACCGUCAUCAUCACCUUCGUCUUGUUUUACGGAAGAUAUUACAAUAUCACCAUCUGCAGUUACAAAACAAUAUUCUGGAAUAUCAACAUUAGUAUUAGAUGAACUUGAACUUUUACAUACACCAUCAGAUCCAAUGAUUACAAAAGAUUAAAAAAAGAAGUUUUAUUUUAUUUUUUAUUUUUUAUUUUUUUUUGGAUAUUUUAUAUAUAUAUAUUAAUAAAAC